This is a messenger RNA of Tympanuchus pallidicinctus (lesser prairie-chicken), 4047 nucleotides long. Its product is annotated as olfactory receptor 5AS1-like. Gene Ontology annotation, biological process: sensory perception of smell; G protein-coupled receptor signaling pathway. NCBI's taxonomy places the organism in Eukaryota, Metazoa, Chordata, Aves, Galliformes, Phasianidae. The transcript has a single exon. Gene Ontology annotation, molecular function: odorant binding; olfactory receptor activity; G protein-coupled receptor activity. The record is from RefSeq and is a predicted model, not a curated record. Bases 2562 to 3509 code for a protein of 315 amino acids. Gene Ontology annotation, cellular component: membrane.
UUUCAGUUGUUCGUAAGUUGUGGUUGUUUGUUUUUUUAUUUUUAAAAUUGCAACCCCCUUUCCAACCUAAAAGCUCAUGGAGAACAACAUUAAUGUGGAUACUCUGCAGCUCAUAAAGGAAAAGGCUAUGAAAUUUGCUGCUAAAAGCAAACCCAUACCCUUUGAAGUUCUAUUUCCAGCAGCUGCAGAGAGCACAGCUGUCCUUUGUCCAUGAGGUAAUCCAGCAGAAGAGGCAGCAGGGACCACGUCCCUGGUGUCGCAUCGGUGCUGCAUUAAAACCUUGCCAUGGCUACAAGCCCAGCUGGCUGCGAGAUGGUCCUCACACCCUCCCCAGGUAGGUCUGACUUUGGCAAGAAGGGACAACAGAGGAAAUAUCAGCAUUUAACUGUAAUGGUGCUUCACUCACUGGUGGCUGGUUGAUUUAGCUGCUGCAAUAAUGUGACCUCUUGCCAGGUCUUAUUAUCACUGAGGUUCCUUCCAGUGCUUCAGUUUUGCAGGGAGAGUAGAUGACCUUUCCAUCAUUUCUGUUGAAGUGACAUGCCAUCUCCAAAGGAUAGCAAAAAACAAAGUAAGUUAUGCUUGACUUCCAGUCUGUUGAGGCACAGGGGAAAGAUGAGAAAGAGAGAGGCAGCAAGGAAAGUAAUUUAGCAGCUCAUUUAUUUUCUGUAUCUAUGAGAACAUUUGUUUCUGAAGUGCACCUGUUUUAAAAGAUUUGACUUGUUGUGAAUGGCAAAUAAAAGCUUCUCACUGAUGCAGUGUAGCUGGGAUUAAGAGAACCUCUCCAACAGACAAUGUGGUUCCCUGACCCCACUGGUUUCAUAACAUCUAUCUAAUAGUAGUGGCAACAAACUCUUUUUCAGUUCCAGGUGAAGGCUGCCUGGCUUGUUUAAGGGGUUAUAGCCUGUGCUUGAUAAGAGCAAGGAUGCUGCCUACCUAGAUUCCUGCUUGGGGAAAUAGCUUCUGCCUCUAGCAUUUAUGCAGGCAUUUCUUCAUUGCCACAGUGUGUGGAGGUUAAAUUUGGGCAAGACUUGCUGCUCCUUCCAAGAAACUGCUGAGCUUUUGCUUUACCUGUUGGCUGCAGUGAUUCCACUGGAAUUCUGCAGAAUCAUGUAGGGUCAGUGGGAGCUUGAAAGUGUCUGUGUCAGUGAGUUUAGCAAGCUUCACCUAAAAAUCCACAGUCACCUUUCAUCAGGGAUGUAAACCAUGGGCUUAGGCACUCUAGGUCCUUAGAAAGGGAGAGAAGAGGCAAGUGCAGAAGAUACAUCAGAUCCUAGAGGAGAUGUCUCCUGUUUCAGAAGUGACCCUUCAACAUGUCCUCCUCCCACCUACAGCAGAAGGGUCUUUGAAGAGGUGAUUCAGCUUACUCAGAUUUGCUUCUCCAAAAGUGUGGUGAUGGAUGUGUGCUGCUCACCCAGUCUAUAUUUGUUGCACUAAAAAAAGAGAAACAGAUGAUUGUAAAUGAUGUCCACCUUAAAAAUGGACUUGAGAGGACUCAGAUUGGCACUUAGGCUACUAAACAGGGCUGCAAAUUCUUCCAGCUGCAAGGUCUGGUUAAGCAACGGGGAAAGGAAGGUGUGUUUUUGUGUAUGUCCAAAUUCAGCCUAAUUUGUUGCCUCAUUUAUUUUCUGUAUCUAUGCAAAAAUUUAUUUUUGAAUUGCAUUUGGUUACGCAUCCUGAAGGGCUCCUAGUGUUUUCUUGCUGACUUGAUUUCUUUGGGGUUAUUUGGACCAAAUGUUGACAUUUCAGUUUCACUGUGUUUUUGGUCUACAUAGCAUUGGAAUCUGCCGUCAUUUUGGUGAGUUCUGCCUGCAUGUCUCUUUGUGGAUCUCCUAUUGUAAGUAGAAAUAUGAACGAAAAUGUAUCCUUUCUCAAGUUCAUGUUGAAAGGAGUAAAAGUUGCUUUUGGAAGUUUAAGUUAAAUGCGUUUGGAGGAAUGUGUUCUGCGGCACACAUUUGAAAGCAAUUUAAAUUAAAAGUGUAUAUCUUGAACAAAAAACAAUUACAUGGUCAUUAAUUCUAAAAAGUUUCACUGUGGAAAAUAUUCAAUCUACAGUUUCAUCAUUUAAUUUCAGUUCUAAAAGUGAGCUGACUGAGAGAAGAGCCUUCCCCCAUCUCUCACAUCAUGUAAAGCAUUUAUAAGGAAGGAAAAGAUGUGGAGUAACGUGCAAUAGAAUGUCAAAACAGAAUCCCCUGUCCGAUCCCCAUGCUUCACUAAGGUGUGUAUCUCCUGCUUAUUUUGCAUGAAAUGAUGUUUUCUCUCAGCUGUGCAACACAUAAAACUCGAAUUGACCUUAUUCUUUGCUUCAAAUAUUUUAAAAUGUUUAAAAGAACCAAUUUUACAUAGGUUCGUUCUCGACCUCUCUCAAAUGGAGAACUUCUCAUGGAAUUAGCGUUGCAGAAAUUCCUGUUCCACGUCCUUAUCAACUGUUACGUCUAACUAUGCACUAUCUCACUGCUUGCUGCUUUUGAUAUCGUGUGUAAAAUAAUUGUGCUACCACAAUGUCUCUUGAGCAACAAACUGAUAGACAGUGCUGACCUGGGGGGGCAAGAUGAAGGCAUGAAAUGCUUGAAGAAAACCACACUGCUGUGACUGAGUUCGUUCUCUUGGGUUUCACUGACCGUUGGGAGGUGAAGUUACCUUUGUUUGGGCUCUUCCUGCUCAUCUAUGUCACCACGCUGGGGGGCAACGCUGGCAUCAUCGUACUCGUCCGGCUCAAUGCCUGUCUUCACACGCCCAUGUACUAUUUCCUGAGCAAUUUAUCUUUCUUAGACCUCAGCUAUGCCUCCACCAUUGCUCCCAAGCUGCUGGUGAAUCUCGUAGCGCAGCGCACCAACAUUUCCUUCUUUGGUUGUGCUACACAGAUGUUUCUCUUUGCUGCUCUGGCUGAUGCUGAGUGCUUCCUUUUGGCUGUGAUGGCCUAUGACCGCUACAUGGCCAUCUGUCAGCCUUUUCUCUACUCCGUUGCCAUGUCGCGCCGGGCCUGCGCCUCCAUGGUAGCUGGGGCUUAUCUCAGCGGGGGCCUGACCUCGCUGGUGCACACGUCUUUCACGUUCACCCUGUCCUUCUGUGGCUCCAACACCAUCAACCACUUCUUCUGUGACAUUCCCCCACUGCUGGAGCUCUCCUGCUCAAGCACCACGGUUAACGAAGUGCUUCUCAUCACCUUGUGCGGUUUCAUACAAACCAGCUCCUUCCUGGUCAUCGUCAUCUCCUACGCCUGCAUCCUUGGCACCAUCCUCCAGCUCCAUACGGCAGAGGGCAGGCACAAGGCCUUCUCCACCUGCAUCUCUCACCUCAUGGCUGUUGGAUUCUUCUAUGGCUCCCUCCUCUUCAUGUACUUACGGCCCAGCUCCAGCUACUCAUUGGACACCGACAAGCUGAUUGCUUUGUUUUACACUGUCAUCCUUCCCAUGCUGAACCCCGUGAUUUACAGCUUGAGGAACAAGGAGGUGAGGGAAGCCUUAAGAAGGUCACUAGAGAGAAAAGUGUUUUCUCAGUCAUUUACUUAGCAGGAAAAACUACAUCUAAGUGCUGAUAGGGUAGCUCUGGUUCAUCGCUGCGCAAUCAUUAAAUCUGUCUAAUACCUGUUCCUGUUUUUCCUAUCAUCUCCAUCUUAACUGGCUUCCACAGUUGUAUUUUGUUGUUGCUGGAAAUAAAAAAGGGGUUAUGUAGUGAGUAUUUUCCUAAGGCAGAAACCUAAAAUAAGGCUAAUUUUUAUUUCAAGAACCUAUCUGUCUGCUAUUUCACCAAAGGGAAUCACUCCCAGAUAUGGGCAUCUACAGUUUUACAUUUCUUACAUUUAGCGAGGUUACCUUCAACCUCCAUAUUUCAUAGAUGAAUCCUCUGUCAUGCAUUUAAGAACUUACGGUUGGUUGUUAAAAAUAGAGCAAUUGUAUUCUGGAUUAAGCAGCUCACCUGUACUUUUUGUAGAGGUAUUUUGUAACACCUAUUCAGAGGCAUGACUGUGAUCCGUCUUUUCUGGAAAGUGAGUUAUGUCUACUUUUGACUGCAGAUGUUUAAAUUGAAUAAAGUAAUUGAAAACUUUCA